Messenger RNA from Exaiptasia diaphana, 671 nucleotides. Its product is annotated as E3 ubiquitin-protein ligase MARCH2-like. The transcript is spliced from 2 exons. The record is from RefSeq and is a predicted model, not a curated record. Bases 63 to 671 code for a protein of 202 amino acids. Lineage: Eukaryota; Metazoa; Cnidaria; Anthozoa; Actiniaria; Aiptasiidae. Gene Ontology annotation, biological process: protein ubiquitination. Gene Ontology annotation, molecular function: zinc ion binding; ubiquitin-protein transferase activity.
AUGAAGAAAGAAAAAGUGCGUGGAUGUUAACUAACUUGUUCUUUAUCUAUCAAUUUGCUUAAAUGUCGACUACUGUUGAAAACAUAUCAAACCAGGCAUCACAAGCAUCGUCCGUAGAUGCGAAUAUCCCAAUGGAAGAUAYGUCGCCGAUUUGUAGAAUCUGUCAUGGCGACGACCCGAAAGACAAAGGUGGUUUCAUUCAGCCGUGUUUGUGUAAGGGUACCCUGGGGCUAGUACACCGGGAAUGUGUCGAAUUAUGGCUUACUUUAACUAAACGAGACACCUGCAGAAUCUGUAAUUACCAUUUCAAUGCCACUUGGACGAAAUCCUACAAGCCAAUACAUCAGUGGGCCUGUCCUCCUAUGUCCAUUGAAGACGUUGGAUGGUUGAUUGCAUCMAUUCUAGCUCACAUCACAGUCUUUGUUCAACUGAGCKCCCUAUCCUAUGUUUGCUUCUAUCGUGAUCUCAUCGAAGACCAAAGACUACUUGGUCUCGCUAUCGCUGGUAUUGCUAUCUCACUCCCUUGGACGAUAUUUAUUGUGCUUUCUUGCAGUGUAGUGUUCUGUACUUCGCCUUACUGGCAAACAUGGAAAAUUACCAAUAGAAAGAUUAGCAUUCAUGUGAGCGAUACAAGAUUAUCUGAAAAUCCACAAAAUGUUCGUCAUUAUUAG